GCUCGACGUAGAAGCCCCGCCAAAGGCUGCGCUUCCACAAAAGGGCGUUUCCUGGGAUUUCGACGGCGAUGACGACACGGAUGAACCUGUCCGUCGACCACGUACCGUAACGUUUGAAACGUCAAAUCGGCCUGUUUCGACCGCUACGACGGACUCAAUAUCCUCAUCAGGUGCGGGCGGCACCCCUGUCCUGGAAUCGAGACCUCUGGAAGGGUAUUCUGAGGAUGGAAUGUCGCCUCAGAGCGCCACAACCGUUUCAAGCCAAACUGGCGAAAAGCCUAUACGGAAAUCGCGCUUCGUUGUCGAUGGUAUGGCAUCUCCUCCUCCGUCGUAUAAUGCAAUGCCUACCAGUUCCAUACAGUCGGAUCACAACCUACACGGCCUCGGUGUAUCUUCCAAUGGUGCUGAACUAGCAGGUGCGCCCGAGAUUAAGAGAGGGCGCUUUAGCGUCAAAGACACGCCAACCAUUUCAUCCCCUUCGCCUGCAAGCAUGAAGGCUGCAGCCAGCGAGGCGCUCUUGUCGCCGUCGCGCAGCCUGUCGCCUUCGCCCAUCGAAGGUACUCCGGAUGGUGUGAACAUUGGUGGGCCACUUGACAUAGGAUCAGAACGAAAAUCAAGGUUUGAGGUCCAUCAUAGUCCUGCUCCUCCAACAUCUGGUGCCUCGGGUUUAGUAAAUGGGACCGGUCUGCAUUCGCCUGUGUUGUCUGCUACAAACACAAGAGAUUCGUCACAGACAAGGGUGUCUCGAUUUAGCGUUGAACCUAGCCAGCCAUCCCAAGACACUAGCGCAGUGCUUUCGACUGUUGGAACACCCAAUCUCUCACAGGGCAAACGCAGUCGCUUCCAGGUGUCGAGUGUCGAUGAGAUAUCAGCAGGCAUGAAUAAUCUAUAAGAAUUGGCCAUUAAAUCUCUCAAAAAAAUUCUCCAGAAGUGCUCAUCAUGUUAAGCAUUCGUCCUGUUCUCGCUUU
Gamsiella multidivaricata is the source of this 968-nucleotide messenger RNA. RefSeq lists its product as uncharacterized. The record is from RefSeq and is a predicted model, not a curated record. The transcript is spliced from 2 exons. Lineage: Eukaryota; Fungi; Mortierellomycota; Mortierellomycetes; Mortierellales; Mortierellaceae. Bases 230 to 892 code for a protein of 220 amino acids.